This is a messenger RNA of Brienomyrus brachyistius, 2298 nucleotides long. RefSeq names its product forkhead box protein I1-ema-like. NCBI's taxonomy places the organism in Eukaryota, Metazoa, Chordata, Actinopteri, Osteoglossiformes, Mormyridae. The transcript is spliced from 2 exons. Gene Ontology annotation, biological process: regulation of transcription by RNA polymerase II; cell differentiation; anatomical structure morphogenesis. Gene Ontology annotation, molecular function: DNA-binding transcription factor activity, RNA polymerase II-specific; RNA polymerase II cis-regulatory region sequence-specific DNA binding. The record is from RefSeq and is a predicted model, not a curated record. The coding region runs from base 466 to 1365 and encodes 299 amino acids.
AAUAAUGGAGAUUCUCAUUCAGUACUUAAUGGUUUAUUUAACUUGAAUGAGUAUGGGAGAGAUUCAUUCAGAGAUGUGGAGAUGUAGAUGUAGGGUUAGGAUGGUCGUGGAUGGUGGAGCAGAAACAGAUAACAGGAGACCUUCCUUACACCCGGACAGAUUCCUUUAAGCCUAGUAAAUACAGAAUGAGGAAACCCAUUGACAUAUGCAGGGAACCGACCAAUCAGAAGAGAAGGGGGAGUUCUCGUGUUUCCAUAAAUUAAUCGGGUGAGACAGGCGGCGGCUGUGAUGUACCUGACAUUCCUACACGGGUACGUUGAGGCCUGACAGGGAAAAGGGAGACCAUCCACGUGCGGAGGAAUCUGAAAAGGUGAGGUAAGUGUUCUUCAAGACACUUCGGGGGAAGGAAACGUAGGAGGAAACCAGCCGAGACCGAAGAACGAACCGGAAGGAUUUCACUGAGCGAUGACGUCAGUCGAACCUCAGGUUCUGAUGCCAGAGUUAAGCUCCAGUAGUGAUGGUUACUAUACCCUGCCGUCUCCGGCCGGCCCCGAGUGGACCGCUCCGGAUCUGGGAGACCUCACCUCCGGCUACGUGAAUCCCUACCUAUGCAUCAGUGGUUCUGGAAUGAAUGGAACUUCUGGCCUCCAGGCAGGCACUGCCAUAGACAGCCCAACUUACAGCAUGCAGAGGUCCUACUCAUCCAUGGCCGGAGCUGGGGUCUUGGCAGCAGGAGAAGCAGGCUGGAUCCGAGUCCCCCUGCAGGGGAACUGGAUGAAUCUGGCCAGGCCCCCCUACUCCUACUCUGCUCUGAUCGCCAUGGCGAUUCACUGGGCGCCCCAGCGACGCCUCACCCUCAGCCAGAUCUACCAGUAUGUGGCAGAUAAUUUUCCCUUCUACAGCAAGGGCAGAACGGGCUGGCAGAACUCAAUCCGACACAACCUCUCGCUGAACGACUGCUUCAAGAAGGUGCCACGGGGUGUCGAUGACCCAGUAGGUAAGGGAAACUACUGGAUCCUUGACCCCAAUUGUGAGAAGAUCUUCGACAACGGCAACUUCCGCCGCAAGAGGAAGAGAAAGGCGGGUGAGGCGGCAGUCGACGUUUCAAGAAUCCGAACGGGUGGGUACGGGACCCCCCAGCUCCCUGCGUGGAGCUCUCCCUGCCUGAGCGGCUUCCUGUCAGAGAUGUCUGGGAUAGCGGGCUUGCUCGAGGAGGGCGGCCAUGUGCUACCCCACGACUACGACUCCCACUGGCCUGCCUCCCCACCUCCAGCACCCACCUCAACUGUGCCACCCAAUCAGAUCAGCUGUUUUAACACCGGACUAAGCUUUGCCUUCUACCACCAGGAUGGCACUGAAGUCUAAUAAUGCUAUAUAGGGACUGAGCACCACCUACUCAAAGAGCCUCAGCCCUUCUUCCCCCACUGUGGCAUCUUCACUAUCUGCCAGGGGGCUGGGUGGUCCCAUUCGCACAGAACUCAGAGGCCGUCAGAAGAUGACCUCCGCUGACCUUCCAUCCAGAGGUCACAUGAUAUAAACCUGUCACAUGAUUCCCUUCUGAAAAAUAAUUUUGCGCACCUUUUCAUACUUAGUGUUGGACUAUGAGCAAAGAGCAGUGCUCUGCUGUCUGCUUUCUUGCCUAUUAAUGGAUCCCGGUUGCUUCUCUGUACGAUUAUUAGUGUUUCGGAGAAGCUCGUCGACUGAUUGUCCCUCAGAGUCAAAUGCAAAGACUCUUCAGUCAUGCAGAGAGAAAAGCAUCGUCUAGGGUCAACCCUAACCAUAACCCUAACCCUAACUGCUAACCCUAACCCUAACCCUAACUGCUAACCCUAACCAGCACUAACCAUAACCAUGUCCUGGGAUUUCCACUGUUUUUAUAAGAGGGAGGGAGAGCCUGGCUUUUGAGAAUUAAUAUGAAACAUUUGAAUGUCACAAAAGCUUCCUGUCCUGUUUAUUAUUUAAAAUCAGUAAUUUUCUUGUUCAUAUUUUGAGCCAGUGCAUUAGCCAUUGCUAAUCAAGCGCCACGUAAUGUCAUGCUUCUGCAAAGACAUGCAUCCCUGUGACGUCAGCGCUCUCUGUCAUCCCAGCCCAAGGCACUGUGACGUCAGUGAAAUAAAAAGUGAGAUAACGGUCAGGCAUGUGACUAGAAGCAUCGUUAACUCUGCGAUCCGCGGAUACACACCCCUGUAAUCUCCGGCUGUCAUUCGGCGAGAGAAUGGCCAAUCACACGCAAACACAAGCACGCAUUCGGCACUGAAUCCCAGUGCAUGUUUGUUGACACAAAAUGUUGUAUUUAUC